AGGCCACGCCAGCGGCCCGCAGUGCGCACACGACGCUCGCACGCGAUAUACAAUCACGGCGUUCACGGCAUCGCAUCAUCGCGAUUUACGCUCCGCGCACUGAUGUUGUACGCGAUCUACUGAAAAUAUAUUUUAAUUUUUAAACUUGUCAAAAAUAUAAACUGUAACGAUGUUAUCUAUUCUGACGAACUCUAAACUGUUGUGGGGGCUGUGGCAAGUGAUGAUCUGGUGUGCGUCGCGGACGUCGGUGCCGCUGCUGCUGGCGGCAGGCGUGCUGGCGCUGGCGGCGCGGUUGGUGGCGGUGCUGCAGGAGAUGCGCAAGUUGCCGCCGGGCCCGUGGGGGCCACCCGUCGUCGGCUACCUGCCCUUCGUCGGCGUGCGCCACAAGACCUUCUUGGAGCUGGCGCGCAACUACGGCGCGCUGUUCUCGGCGCGGCUUGGCAACCAGCUCACCAUCGUGCUCAGCGACUACCGGGUCAUCCGCGAAGCUUUCCGCCGCGAGGAAUUCACCGGCCGCCCCAGCACUCCGCUCAUGCAUACCAUUGAGGGACUCGGCAUCAUCAACAGCGAAGGCCCUCUGUGGAAGAGCCAACGCCGCUUCCUCCACGAGAAACUCCGUGAGUUUGGCAUGACCUACAUGGGCAACGGCAAGAAAAUCAUGGAAGGCAGAAUUAAGAAUGAAGUGUAUGAGCUGAUGGACAACCUUCAUCGGUCUGAAAGCGAAGCUAUUGAUGUGAACCCGCUUCUCGCUCUCGUCGUAUCCAACGUCAUCUGCGGCAUCACCAUGUCAGUUCGCUUCAGCCACGGAGACUCGCGCUUCGAACGCCUCAACGACCUCAUCGAAGAAGGCAUGAGGCUCUUCGGAGAAAUUCACUAUGGAGAAUACAUCCCUCUUUACAACUAUCUACCGGGUAAAGCUCAAGCGCAAGAGCGAGUGAUGAGGAACCGCCAAGAAAUGUUUGAGUUCUACCAGACACUUAUCGACGAGCACCGGGAGUCUCUUAACAAGGACAACGCCAGGGACCUCAUCGACGUAUAUCUUAUCGAAAUUGAGAAGGCCAAGAAAGAAGGCAGGGGAGGAGAGCUUUUUGAAGGCAGAGAUCACGAGCUUCAACUGAAACAAAUCCUUGGCGACUUGUUCUCUGCUGGUAUGGAGACCAUCAAAUCUUCCCUCCUGUGGAUGAUCGUGUUCAUGCUGCGCAAUCCGGAAGUGAAGCGGCGCGUGCAGGAGGAGAUCGAUACCGUGAUCGGCCGUGAACGCCUGCCCAACGUAGAGGACAUGCCUAACCUGCCCUACACCGAGACCACCAUCCUCGAGACCCUUCGCAUGUCCAGCAUUGUCCCCCUCGCCACCACACACUCGCCUACCAAGGACGUCAAUCUGAACGGAUACAGGAUCCCCGCGGGCUCGCAAGUGGUGCCGUUGAUCAACUGUGUGCACAUGGACCCGAACCUGUGGGACGAGCCUAACAAAUUCAACCCGAGCCGCUUCUUCGACGACGCCGGCAAGAUCCGCCGACCAGAGUACUUCAUGCCGUUCGGUGUCGGCAGGCGCAUGUGCCUGGGAGACGUGCUGGCUCGCAUGGAGAUGUUCAUGUUCUUCGCGUGCAUAAUGCACCAGUUCGACGUACAGAUGGAGCCAGGCGCGGCGCUGCCGUCUCUGGAGGGCACGGUGGGCGCCACCAUCGCCCCCGAAGCGUUCCGCGUGCGCUUCGUGCCGCGCCUUCUACCGUCCGCGCCCUCGCUCGAGCUCGGGCAAAUCCGCCACGUCGGCUCUCACUGAGCCCCCAAUCCCGCCUCUGCCCCACACCCACCAGUAUUCAAUGAUCACUCGUUUUAGAGCGCAUCGACGACCAUUAUUUAAGUUUUAAUUAUUUAAGUGACGACAUCGCGGAGGCGACCGUCGAGGCUGUGCAUAAAGUGUUCAAUAUAUUAAACCGAACUUGUAACUUUAGAUGUAUUGAAAAUUCCCAUCGCUGAGAUUAUACGUAAAAUUUAAAGCGUGUGAAUUUGCAGUAUUAUCGAAUCGUAUCGUAUUCGCUGUAGGCUCUCGAUCCUUUAGAUCGUUGCUGAUCACACCGUAUUACAAUACAGCUAUAUCGGUAGGUCCAUUAUAUCGUAAGUUCUAGUACCUAUACCAAAAUAAAUGUAUGUUCUAGGUCAUUAUUUAUUAGUAGAUUUCACCUGCAAGUGUUUGAGUACAAUCUCAAUCUGCUGCGUUCCAUAUCAUGUUGAGUGAAGAAUUACAAGUGUUCAUUUGUAUUUAUAACGUCUCUAGUGUAACAUGUACCUUCCGUGGUAGUGUAGCAACCGGCUAGUCUAAGAGCGAUAGUAUUGUCGCUGUCUACGAUACGAUUACAUAGCUAUAGUCUAGUUGUAUCCUAGGUUAGCCAUUAUGGAUUCAUUCUAUUUGCAACCAAGUUGCGGUGUACUGAACUACAAUAGGUUAAGUCUUUUUUCAUUUGUAACUCGCUAUCAUUUAGAGUUCAUUGUUUACCUUAGCUUUGUAUAUAACGCUAUAUUUUAUAUCUAGACUUAAAUUUGUAUUAAGAAAUAAAUGGUAAAAAACUUGAUUGAAAUGAA
Pectinophora gossypiella (pink bollworm) is the source of this 2583-nucleotide messenger RNA. It is a transcript of the gene Cyp18a1, whose product is annotated as cytochrome P450 18a1. Gene Ontology annotation, biological process: xenobiotic metabolic process. The record is from RefSeq and is a predicted model, not a curated record. The coding region runs from base 170 to 1783 and encodes 537 amino acids. Gene Ontology annotation, cellular component: intracellular membrane-bounded organelle; cytoplasm. The transcript has 6 exons. NCBI's taxonomy places the organism in Eukaryota, Metazoa, Arthropoda, Insecta, Lepidoptera, Gelechiidae. Gene Ontology annotation, molecular function: heme binding; oxidoreductase activity, acting on paired donors, with incorporation or reduction of molecular oxygen, reduced flavin or flavoprotein as one donor, and incorporation of one atom of oxygen; iron ion binding.